UAUGUAUGGAUCAUAAUAUGGCUCUAAAGCACAUGUCUUAUGGGGCAGUAAACAUGUUCAGAACAGAAACAGGGUACACAGACAUAGAAAAGAGACAGCUUUUCUUGAGAAGCUAUCAAUUCAGCAGGAAGAAGAGUGUGAGUGAAAGGAUAAAGAAAUCUUUCUUUAGAGUCAAAAGGGUGAUUUGGGUAAAGCUUAGAUCAGCAAGAAAAAUCAGGAAAUUGGUUUGGUUGAGACUCAAAUAUGGUAUCUUUGGGUAUAGAAGAAGAAGGUUUUUUCGUCGAAUUCAAAAUUCAAGUUACUAUAAUACUAGUAGUGGUAUUACUACUGGAUGGUCAUCCUCUUGUUUCUGGUAGGAUUAUGAACUUCUGUUAAUUAAGUUAUUUUAUUUUUUAGUAUUUUUUUUUUUUUUUGGUUUAUUUAGGAUUUAAUUAUGUAAUGGGUUGUGUUUUAACUCUACCAUGAACAUUAGAACAUGCCCAAAUCUUGAAGUUCUAUCUCUAGUUACUUUUAACGUAUGUAUACAUAAUUUUUAGUCUAGUCAAAAGUAUAUUGUUAACAA
Solanum verrucosum is the source of this 562-nucleotide messenger RNA. RefSeq lists its product as uncharacterized. The transcript has a single exon. The record is from RefSeq and is a predicted model, not a curated record. Bases 6 to 356 code for a protein of 116 amino acids. NCBI's taxonomy places the organism in Eukaryota, Viridiplantae, Streptophyta, Magnoliopsida, Solanales, Solanaceae.